AUGCCCGGUGAGUUGAAGCACAGGCGUGAUGAAGCUCCAAAAAACCAGGCGUCCUCCGAGACUCGAGCUUCUUCCUGCGAUUAUCUGAUUCCUACUUCUCUCUCUUCUCCGUCCGCGAACGCAUGCAAAUCUUCUGCGUCUUCUGGUCCUGCACCGUCUUUCGCCGACUUGUCUUCCUCAUCCGCUUCCUCUCCUGUUCCUUCUGCUUCUGCAUCCUUCCCUUCGUGCUCUUCGUCGUCUUUCUCCUCUCCCUCCCUUUUUUCUUUCCUUUCUCCGUCCUUUUGUUCUUUCGAGACCUCUCAUCCCGCUGCCUCGGCCAGCCGUCGAGUCGAUUCUUCAGUGCAAGUCUCGAAUCGCGCCGCUCGCACUGCCGAGCUUCUUCGUCGGAUGUUCCCUUCUUCUCCCCGUACACGGUCUUGCCCGUUCAUUCCAUUUCGGUCGGCCUCUUCUCCCUACGCUUCUUCGCCUCUCGCGCUUGCGGCGUCGACGUCUCGUGGUUGUGCCGCUUCAGCUGCUCCAUCGUCGGCAGACCCAGAGACAGGAGACCUGCCUGGCGGCGUACCUCAGUCUCAGGGCGAGGCCUCUGCAUGCGCGUCGGGGCCGCGCCCACCUGGAACAGAGGAGAGAGCAGACGAGGCGCUUAGAGCUCUUCAGCUGCACCUUCUUCAGCAGGUGACGAUGGAGAUUGAAGACGACGUUGAGGACCGGAAAAGGAGUCUCUACGCUUCCUUUGCUUCCUCCAAAAACCUAGGUGACGCGACACAGCAAUCCGGCCCUCCGCAUCUCCCCUCUAACGACGCCAAAGCAGUACACACUUCUGACGACCCAUCUUCUCUUUUAUUUCCCUGUUCAUCCCACUCUUCAUAUUCCUCCUCUUCCUCGUCUGCGGCUUCCGCGUCGACCUCUUCCUCAUCAGCUUCUUCCUCUUCCUCAUCGUUUUCAGCUUCCUCAUCCUCUUCACCUCCCUGUUUGCUUUCACCUUCAUCCUCGUCGUCUGUGUCGUUUUCCGGAGACUCUGCGUCAGUGGAAGUCGUCCGUCCGUUCCGCGAUGGGUCUGAGGACAGCAGAGCGUCCAACGAGGCUCCAAGCUCGGGCGUUGCGAGGCGAGGAGCGCGUUCUCUCUCGCCUUUGAUUGCUUCUCUCAAAGCGAAGAUGCAGAAAAUGUCGGGGGGUCAAAAGGCCGUUCAGCCUCCGACGCGAGGCCUCUCUCUGCCGCUGCCCGCCCUGCCCGCCUCGGCGGCUGCGUCCCUCGUGACUGUUCGGACCCGCGGCGCGUCACUCCCGCCGAACCCUACACUGUCUCCGCUGUCUCCUUCGAGGCCCAGAGAAGAGGCGUCGCCCUCGGUUUGCGACGACGGCAGCGACGGAGACACCGAAUUUCCUGCCUGCACUCCGCAGGCUCUCCUCGCCGUGAUCCAGGAAUGGCCUCUGAUUCGCACAGGCGUCUCCGAGUCGGCACAGACCGGCGCAGAGGGCCGGAGUGUGGGCGACACUGAGGCCCCAAGCGGAGAGAAGAAGGCAGUCGAAACUGUCGAGGAAAAGGAAGAGAGCGCUUCGCUCUUCCAAGCUUUUGUCGCCAGGCGCUCGCGCCUCAGCCGAGAGCUGGAGGCGCGGCUCGGGAUACGCGAAGAAGCCGCAGAAACAGGAGACACUCAGCGGAUGGCAGGAGAGACAGACGGAGACGGGGUGACAGACGCCGAAGGGCGCAUCAGAGAAGAGGCCGAGAGUGAGAGGGAGGGCGUGAUGUCAGGAGGUGAUGAGAGAGACACGGGAGAAGAGGAGAGCGGGAACAAAGAAGCCGUAGACGGAGACAGAAGAAAGCCUGGGGAACAAGAAGGCUGCGACACAGAAGAAGACGAUCUCCGCGCAUUCGACGCUGCGAUUGACGGUUUGCUGACAUCCGAACGACCUGUCACAGAGGCCCUACGUCGCAGCUUCUUCGCUGCUUAUCGUCCUCUUCCUCCUGCGGCGGCAGAGGAGAAUAUUAACAGGCAAUCUUCCUCAUCUUCGGCGUCGCUGUCCUCUUCUCCAUCUUCAUCUCCAUCUGUUUCUUCCUCCGUGUUCUCGUCUACGCCUCCGUAUGCUGCGUCUUGGUGUGAAGAUAGGUCAACAGACACCACAGAAGCAGCCUCCCUUUUCUCCUUUAUCUCCAGAGUGCAGACAUUGGCUCUUCGUGUCGACAGAAAAUUCAACAGGGACCCAGCAUUGCCUUCUUGUCCUUCUUCUCCUUCUCCUUCUUCGUCUCCUUUCCCUUCUUCUUCGUUGGCUGCUCCGUCUUCUUCUGCGGCUUCUUCGCAGUCGGUCGUAUCUCGAGCGGUGUCUCCGUCUGCGCCCCUGCGAGAGGAUGUGACUCUGUCAGUGCGUCACAUCAGCGAAGGUUUUGGCGACUUUUCUCUUUGGCUCUUGGGGUCUGCACACACAGGCGCAUGGCGGGAAGGUCUCGUCUCCGAGCUCGCUGCGGAGGCUCGGCGAGAGGCCGCGCAGAAAGGAAGGGAGGCGAUCCCCGCUCAGGCGGCUCUGCUGCGCGAGGUUUCGCAGACGUCGGCUAAGGAGACAGAAGAGCAUACGGGCGCGACUGAAAGCGAGCAGAAGGGUGCGGAAGAACGAGAGGUCCAGGAAGCUCAAUUGCGUCGUCGGAAAGACUUUUAUGUCAAGGUCGUCCGAAAACUGCAGAGACUCGAACCGGACGAACUCGUCGAGGGAUGCUUCAUCAUCGACAGAGUCCUGGGACCCCAGCAGAUUCGCCGGACUAUCGCCUGCGGCAGACAAGGCCGCCGCGAGUUUCUGCAGGCCCUCGAUCGUCCGGACGUUGUGGUUCGCGGCUGGGUUGUGCGCUGUGACUCCGAGCGCGCUCUCCUGCUCGUUCGCCUCGUCGCCGUCGAACUUUAUCCUUCGUCUCUGCCCCCCUCAGCUGCCUCUUCUUCUCAGCCUUGCCCUCCUCACGGCUUCUACGAGGGGAAGGCUGCCCCAGAUCGAGGCACUCAGGCGACGUCCGUCGCUUCGGGUCCUGCUGUCUCCUCCGCUGCUUCUGUCUCUCAGCCUCCGACUUCGCCGACGCGACGGAGACUCUUGCGGACGGAGUGCGACGUCGGCAGCAGCGGCAUCUAUGGAGCGCUGCCCUUGGCAGCAGUGGGUCGGUACGAGUGCAAGGGCGGCCAGGCGAGCGGCUGCGUCAGUCGGUUUCUGCCAGUGGGCACAGCGGUUCGCGCCUGCGUCAAAGAGUUUCUGCGCACGAGACUCCGGCCUUCUCGAUGGGAUGAAAAAGAGAAGGAAGCGAAGGACGAGACUCGCCUCGACGAGUCGACUCUGAACGCGGCGCAUGCGCAUCUGCUCCUGACGCUGAGUCCUCCCGCUUGUCUGACUGCUGCAGACGCCGAGGUGCCUCUUCAGAAGCCGCUAGGUUUCGUUGCGAGCACUCUGCAAGACGCCCUUUGCCUGCGUUGCCAGGACGAGGACUUCCUGCCGAUCCUUCCUCUGCAGCCUCCAACUGUCGAGACCCUCCAGUCUGCUUCUUCUGCUUCUUCUCUGUCUUGGUGGGACGGGGGCGCCUCGCUCCUUCGAGCUCGCCUGCCGUUCGUCCUCUUCAGCGACCCGCGUCUGAAGAACCGGGGCGGUUUGGCCGGCAAGCUGCAUGCGCUGGAUCUCCUGCGACGGCACUUCUUCUCCUUCUCUCUCGGCGCGGGCGCGUGCAGCCCCGCGCGCGCUUGGCGCCUCGUCGAGGCGGAGGCCGAGACCGAGUUGGCCCAGAGACGCGAGGCCGCGAAAAAGCGAGAGCGCGAGAGACAGGCGCUGUGGCGAGAGAGAACGGGCUUGAAGGCAGAGAGAAGAGAAGCGGGGCGAGAGAAUGCAGAGGAAGAACGAAGAGAAGCUGCGUUUCGCGGGUUGGGCGCCUUUUUGACGGAGGAGCAGAGCAGCCAGUGGGCGCAGCAGCGCCUGCAGCAGGGCGUCUCAGCGGCGCGCAAGGGAGACUUGACCAUGGCGAUGGAGUGCUACGAGGCGGCUCUCGUCCUCAAACCGAAGUAUCCAGACGCGCUGGUCGCCCGAGGCGCCGCUCACGCUAACCGACUCGCGUAUGACAAAGCGCUGGACGACCUGGACGCGGCACUCGCCCAAGAACCUCAGCACCCAAACGCGAUCAAGUACCGCCGCAUCGUUCUGCAGAGGAUGGAGAACCAGCGCCAGGAAGGAAACCUGCGGCCAGGACUCCGACACCCAGGAAGUCGGACUCCAUCUCCGACGGUGACGCGGGCAUCGCGAACCCCGCCGCCGAAGGGGGCCUCGUCAGUUGGGCUCCAGCCACGCCGGUGGGGCCUUCCGACCGCGUUGGGCUCCAGCGCUGGGGGCUCGCAACUCGCGGCGGCGGCGGCGACGGCGGUGGCAAACGCGGCAGCGGCGGCAAACGCGAUCGCGGCGGUGGGGGGCGAGAAGGACAUCACGCGUCUGGUGGCGAAACACAGAGAAAACAGAUUGACAUUUCUGCGGCAGCAACAGAUGCAGAAAGAUGCGAUUUGGAAGCAGCAACUCGCACACGCGAUCGAACUCGAGCAGCGGACACGAGAGAAACGGAUGCGCUCCGAGGAAGCCGACAAGGACAGAAAGGACGAGGACGCAGAGAAGACGAAAAGCCUCAAGCUCAGUAGCAAGUGA
This is a messenger RNA of Toxoplasma gondii ME49, 4647 nucleotides long. Its product is annotated as tetratricopeptide repeat-containing protein. Bases 1 to 4647 code for a protein of 1548 amino acids. The transcript is spliced from 10 exons. Gene Ontology annotation, molecular function: protein binding. The record is from RefSeq and is a predicted model, not a curated record. Lineage: Eukaryota; Apicomplexa; Conoidasida; Eucoccidiorida; Sarcocystidae.